AUGAUCAAGAGUAGUGCCUACUACAGCCGCUACCAAACCAAGUUCAAGCGCCGUCGUCAAGGCAAGACCGACUACUACGCUCGCAAGCGCCUUAUCACCCAGGCCAAGAACAAGUACAAUGCUCCCAAGUACCGCCUGGUCGUCCGCUUCACCAACAAGGACAUCAUCAUGCAGCUGGUGACAUCUGAGAUCUCCGGCGACAAGGUCUUCUGCGCCGCCUAUGCCCACGAGCUCAAGGCCUACGGCAUCGAGCACGGCCUUACCAACUGGGCUGCUGCCUACGCCACGGGUCUCCUGAUUGCCCGCCGUGCCCUCAAGAAGCUCGGCCUCGAGGAGGACUUUGUCGGUGUUGAGGAGGCUGACGGUGAGUUCACCCUCACCGAGGCCGCCGAGACCGACGACGGUGAGCGCCGCCCCUUCAAGGCCUUCCUCGAUGUUGGUCUUGCCCGCACUUCCACCGGUGCCCGUGUCUUUGGUGCCCUCAAGGGUGCUUCGGACGGCGGCAUCCUGGUCCCCCACUCCGAGAAGCGCUUCCCGGGUUACGACAUUGAGACCAAAGAGCUCGAUGCCGACGUUCUCCGCAACUACAUCUACGGUGGCCAUGUUGCCGAGUACAUGGAGACUCUGGCCGACGACGAUGAGGAGCGUUACCGCAGCCAGUUCGCCAAGUACAUCGAGGACGAUAUCGAGGCCGAGUCCCUCGAGGAGCUGUACGCUGAUGCCCACAAGGCCAUCCGCGAGGACCCCUUCAAGAAGGUUGAGAGUGCCGGUCCCAAGAAGACCAAGGAGGAGUGGAAGGCUAUCUCUCUUAAGUACAAGACCAAGCGUCUGACCAAGGCCGAGAAGCAGGCCAACGUGCAGAAGAAGAUUGCUCAGCUCCUUCAGGAGGAGUAA
Messenger RNA from Beauveria bassiana ARSEF 2860, 894 nucleotides. Its product is annotated as 60S ribosomal protein L5 (CPR4). NCBI's taxonomy places the organism in Eukaryota, Fungi, Ascomycota, Sordariomycetes, Hypocreales, Cordycipitaceae. Gene Ontology annotation, molecular function: structural constituent of ribosome; 5S rRNA binding. Gene Ontology annotation, biological process: ribosomal large subunit assembly; translation. The coding region runs from base 1 to 894 and encodes 297 amino acids. The record is from RefSeq and is a predicted model, not a curated record. The transcript has 2 exons. Gene Ontology annotation, cellular component: ribosome; cytosolic large ribosomal subunit.